Molecule: messenger RNA, 3045 nt
Organism: Paramuricea clavata
Lineage: Eukaryota; Metazoa; Cnidaria; Anthozoa; Malacalcyonacea; Plexauridae
Source: the annotation of a GenBank genome assembly
GCGCUUUUCUGAAAUUAUGUCCAGGCAGUGGAGUGUUCACAAAGACGGCUCCAGACUCCAGAGUUUUCGUGUCUGGGUCCUGUUUUUUCUUGAGUCCAGUUCCCGUUGUUUCAGUGUUGUUGCAGCAGCCAAUGAUAUUGCAUUCCUUAUUAGGCCCAGCUGUUUAAAAAUGCAGAUUGAUACAUAACACUUUUGAAAGCAUUUCCGAAGUAAAGGUGUGUUAUAAAGGUUGUGUGAGAUAUAUAUAUAUAUAGCUAUUAAUAGUCUGCGAUCUCUUAAAUCCCAAAAUGAAAGCUAUAUACACCUUACCUGGGUAUUUAUUUCUGUUGGUUAUAUACAGAACCCAGGCACAUGAUAUUUCGAAAAGAGCGACAGCUGAUAACGACCUUUAUGUACUUGCCAAGCGCGACGGCGGUUGUGUUUCAGUCGACAGCAUCGAGCCUUGCCCGGUGACUUGGAAGCUUAGUGCGAUUGCAGCGAAAUUUUAUAACCAACAGACAAGACUGACAAAUUUUUCGUUAAACGGACUGGGGGAAUCAUUGGCCAGCAAUGAAUGUAAAGACGCGUUCAAGACAACAAUGUGCGGCCAGGCCGCACCUAAAUGUUCGGCAGAUGGUAGUCAAGACUAUAAUGCUUAUGGGGAUGUGGCAACGGCGUGCGCAAAGAUCUACUCCGAAUGUCCAAAGAACGUGUCUGAGCUAUUCAAAUCACGGAAGUUAUGUGAUAAGGUGUUCUCGGGAAAGAUAGCAAAGCCAACAUGCGAGACACCGCCUAAGAUUGAAGGAAGCUGCCCGCAACCGAAAUACAAGGUUUGUGAAUAAUGCAAAGCCUUUGGCUUUGCCAAAGCCCCUAGUUGGGCCUCAGCGAUGUGCGACAAAAUUUGUAAAUAAUUAAACGUUUGACUGCAAUGAUAACUGUAAUGAUCGACUUUGAAAACCUUCUCUUGCCACUCUAUUCUGUAUGCAAAUAAUAGAAAUCGUCUGAUUUUCAGUGAUUAAUAUCUGGUCGAUUCCUUUAGUCGAGGGGUUGGCACUUGUGACUUGUCUCAAUAGCGAUCGAUAUUUGGGCAACAUGCGCGACGGCCGGCUUAGUUCUAGCCUGCGUAGCAGUCGCUUUAUUUUAUUGUAGGUUUUGAGGAUUUUUGAAUAAAUGGCGAGUUAGAAAAAUGGACAAAGAAAAAAAGGGCGAGAUCGUGAAAACAUUCCAAAAAACGCGUGUUAUUGGUGUUAAUAAAUUCGUGAAAGUGAUACUGUGAUUAUUUUCGGAGGAAGACUUCAAAGUGAAUUUGAAAAUAUAUUUCACGUUAUUUUGAAUGUGAAAACAAUAUUUCUGAAAUUAGUAAUGACUAAUGUUUUGUUAAACAUGGUCAAGCUGUCACAAUUGACACAAAGCUCAGAAUUUCACCUCGUAUUCCAAAUGAGUUUUAAGGCUGAUUUCCACCAGCGCCCUGAUUUCCACUGUUGCGUUUUUCCGGCAUAUAUACGUACGUAUACGCACGUAAAACUUUAAAUCCAUUUAAAUAUUACUUAUGAAAUAACCAAAUAAAUAAAGCAACAGAAUUUAGUGUUCCGCAAGUUUUAGUACGCAUUUGUUAACUUAUUUGUAAAAUAUUUAAAAAAUAGAAGGAUUCAAAAUUUUAUGGUGGAAAUCAGCCUUUUGGAAGUCAAAACUCAAAAGAGGAACGCUUCACGUAGUUUACUUGUAAUAGAUUACCUGUUGAAACUGGUCGAUACGGCACUGAAUGUUUCAGAUUGACAAAUUCUUUAAUUCAUGCGCAUGCAAACAAGGCCGGAAACGAACGGCAUUACUAUUUAAUGACGAGCGACGAGGUUGUAAUUACAAGCCAAGGUUUACGGAUAUAUAAAAGAGCAGAUUUUAUAACCAAAUAAAAACUCGUUUCGUUCUUUCAAUAAUCAUGGCUUGCUUAUGUAUGUAUGUAUGUAUGUUAUUGCAGUCAUUGCAAUGAGGACUUUUGUGGCCAAAUAUUGUUCGAAAUCGAUGUCCUUCAUAGGGGCUUCGGUGACAGUCGUCAGGCUGACUGAACAAGCGCCUUUCACGUCUGAGAUUGUGGGUCCGUUUCUCACUAUAGACUCAUGUGGAAAGAGUCCGUCUACGCUCUGCCGAAUGUCGUGGGUUUUCUCCGGGUGUUCUCCCACAGGGAAAUUUGACAGGGAUGGGUUUAGGAUAAACACAGUUAUUAAUUAAGACUAAGUACUAUCACAAUUGUCGUAAAGAUAAAAUAGUCUUAGGCAAGCAUAUAAUACUUGAUGUAAAGCGCAUUUGAUCAUAGGUCAUCAUAUCCACAUGUAAAUUUGCGCUGUAGAUGUGUUAAUCUUAAUCUCAAUCUUAAUAUAAAUUCACAAACGAGUGUCCCUAUAUGUCGUGUGUUAAAAGUCGUGUAUCGUGGGUAAAGUCGUGGGUAAAGUCGUGGGUCAUAAAAUGUGCUAAAAACGCAUUUUUCAUAUUUUUAUUUUUAAUAUUUUUUUCGUACUUUUUCCUUUUAUGCGCUAGAUAAAUACAGGAAAAUUUAACGCAACACAUCUCCAGUAAUAAAACAAUUUCUUAUUUUGCUGUUAUCUAUAGUAUAACAAGUAAAUGUUUCCGUUUCGUAUAGUCUUAUAAUAAGUCUAUAAAUGUAUUGUUUGAUGAUAAAAUGUCCUAAGUUAUAGGAUAUUAGGAUAUAGGUUUAUUAGCUUUGGAAGUGUUAUAGUCCCUAUCAUGAACGCCGCGAAUAACUUUGUCGAUUGCAUAUGUCUGAUGCAAACAUAUUGAGCUAUAAAUUCUACGUGGCCAACGCUCGAGCCUCACUGAAUUUUGCUAUUUUAUCUCCUAGACCUAGUAUAUGUUCGUGGCCCUUAAAAGUAGACAACAUUUCAUGUGUAUGUGGCGUUCGGAAAUAUUCCAUAAAUUGCUACGAUUUGGGAUUUCGCGAUUGAAAACCGAAAUGAUUUGUGCGAUGUCGCCAUGUCGGGCUAUUUGCCAACCGAGCGCGCUAGCCGCUGUUAUUUUGACAGAAUAUGAUACCUCUACACUUUUCAGCCGUAA